AAUUUAUCUACACCAGUACCCAGUGCUACAACAUGGCUGUCUCAGUACUUCGGCUGACUGCUGUCCUUGGACUGCUUGUCUUAAUCCUGACCUGCCAUGCCGAUGACAAACCAGCAGACAAGCCAGAUGACGCUGGCAAAAAACCAGAGCCAGACUCAGGGCUCCCAGGCUUCCUCAACCUCCUGGGCACAGAGAUCAUUGAGAACGCGGUGGCAUUCAUCCUCCGCUCCAUAACGAGGAGCACGUAAGCAUGGGACACAUCUUGCUUUUGUCUGGUUCCUUUUGUUAAGUGACUGCACUGCAUUAAAAUGAAUGAGAAACAC
Messenger RNA from Talpa occidentalis (Iberian mole), 323 nucleotides. It is a transcript of the gene CUNH5orf46, whose product is annotated as chromosome unknown C5orf46 homolog. Bases 33 to 248 code for a protein of 71 amino acids. NCBI's taxonomy places the organism in Eukaryota, Metazoa, Chordata, Mammalia, Eulipotyphla, Talpidae. The record is from RefSeq and is a predicted model, not a curated record. The transcript is spliced from 2 exons.